UGGGUCUGACUUCGUGAGCUAACAAAUAUAUCGUGGGUAUUAUAGUGGUGAAUCCCCUCUAUCUUACUCUGCGAUUAUUGGAUUGUUGCUACACAUUAAUACUUAAGCAACUAACUGGAAUGGAAUGAAAUCGCUUCAGAAAGCUUUCCGAGAUUGGGGCUACUCACGCUUCAACAUGUACAGUGCAAGUAAGAAAAAUCUUACUACAUGGGAAGCAACUCCUCCAACCCACCAACCCCACCACGUCAUUACCCAGCAACCACCUUUUCCCGUUUCUUGAUUCCUGCAGAAGAGGUCAAGGAUGUACAUUCUCCUAACAUCAUGAUUCCCAUAUUUUAAGAAACAACAAGGGACUGGAUUUACGCUUGACAAUACCUUACAGCUCCAGCGUAAUGCAACAUUAAUGAGCUUCACCACCAGCCUGCCUAUUCAAAGAUGACAAGAGCACAUCUCAGGUUAUAAAGUGCAGUCAACCUUACACUGCAGAAAAGUAAGCCUUUGUGUUUGAAGACCUCUGUUAGACGUGGAAGAAUGAAAAAGGUGUUUUCAAUUAAACUGUUCCUUUGUAAGCUGUUCAUCCUACUACAUAUUCUCAUGAGCAGUGGCCAGACACCCCCCGGAAGACCAGAAAUCACUGACUGCCGUUCACCAGAAAAGGAGACCUUUACCUGUUGGUGGGUUCCUGGCUCCACUGGAGGCCUAACAACUAAGUACUCGUUGCAUUAUAAAAUAGAUGGUUCCCAGGAAAAUUAUGAAUGUCCUGAUUACAAGACAGGCGGUCAAAACUCUUGUUACUUCAACAAGUCCUACACAUCCGUUUGGAAUACGUAUACAAUCACUGUUACUGCAACCAAUAAUUUAGGAAGCAACAUAUCUGAGCCUUUGUACGUGGAUGUGGCUUACAUAGUACAACCACAUCAGCCAGAAAAUAUUACAGCAGAGUUUACAACACUGGAUCAAAAACCCUACCUAAUGGUGAAGUGGAAUCCCCCCAAAAAAGCAGAUACAAAAUCAGGAUGGAUCACUCUGCAGUAUGAGCUCCGGAUAAAGCCUGAGAAGGCACUCAUCUGGGAGAAUCACUUUGCUGGCAACCAGAGACAAUUCAAUAUUUACAGUUUGAUCCCUGGUGAAGUUUACCUUGUGGAGGUUCGCUGCAAACCAGAUCAUGGUUACUGGAGUGAAUGGAGUCCUACCACCUAUGUACAAAUCCCACACUAUAUGAGAGUGAGGGACACGUCCAUAUGGAUGAUGAUUGGAAUUCUAUCUGCAUUUAUAUGUCUGCUUUUGACAUGGGCCGUAGCAGUGAAAUGUAACAGAAUGAAGAAAUAUCUAUUACCACCAGUCCCAGUACCAAAAAUUAAAGGAUUUGAUAUUCAGCAACUGAAGAAUAAAAAUUCAGAAGACCUGAUUCUUGCACUAGGUGGCCAUGGAUUCUUCCCCACAAACUCCACAGAGCUUUUGAUUGAAUUUCUUGAAGUAGACGACAGCAAUGAGUGGAAAAUUAUGCCACGUAUGGGAGACUACAAUUGCCAGGAAGAACAGAGGAAUGCCUUCAAAAGCUUGAAUGAUAAAGAUUCAGGCAGAGGGAGCUGUGACAGUAACACUCUUCUGCCUGAGAAAUGCAGUGAAAACAAAUUCCAUAACCAUGCUUGUGACAAUACUGUAGAGGAUCAUAGCAAGCAAGAAAUUAAUCCCAGAGCAGAAGGAACACAAACAUUAUCUUUGAAUAAUACAGAAGAUGUAACAUUACUUGACACUGGUACCAUUAAAGGAAAAACAAACACAUGGCCAUCAGUUUAUUUAGCAGGUAACAAGGCUCAGAUGUCACAGUUUCCAUCUUCAGAUAAUAAAUUAUUAGAAACACCAGUGAAAAACCUAAACAGUGAGUCUUAUCACAUCACUCACAUGGUAGACCAGACUGAAAAACAGAAAGGGAGUGGAGAGCCAGCUUCUUCAGGAACAGCUGACCAAUGCUAUUGGGUCUCUACUAAUGAGGCCACUCAUUUGACUUCAUCCAAACCAAUGGAAUAUGUAGAAGUUGAAAAAGUUAACCAGCAGAACAUAUUGAUUGUGAAGCCAAAAUCUGAGCUUAGUUCAUCCAUUGACUCUUCCAGGCAGGAGUACACGAAAGUGAGUGCUGUGGUAAAUGACAAUGUAUUAGUGUUGAUGAAGGAAAAAGGAGCUCAUUGCAACCAUGAUCAUCAAGAAUUAACAAAUCUAUCAGACAGUCACAGCUUGCAUUGGCAGGAUGGGAAAUUAGUAAAUGGCUCUUCUGUACUUGCUGUGCAGGUCAGCACCAAUUUGGCACCUAGUGGAUAUGUGGAUACAUCUGCUUUCUUACAGCCUAUGCAUUAAGUCACUUCAAAAAUGGAAGAACAUUGCUCACAUUGUUUAAAAAUGAGUGUGAUCAAGUUUUUAACUAUACAUUUUACAAACCUAUGAAUUUGAUCCUAUUGUUAAGAAAUUAAUAUAUUUUUUUUUAACCUCUAUUCCAUACCACAGUUUUCUCAAUAGGCUUUAAAAUAUUUUGAGCUUUAAAAUACUUGUGAAAAGGAGGUUUUCUGAUAUAUUUCACCAUCAGUGAUAUUUUCUCUGAAGAUAUUGAAUUUGUAUAAUUUAUCCAGUUCUCCCACUGCAUAUCUGAUGUUAGAUUGUCCUUUCCAUUUAUACUUUUGCCAAAACAUUUUCAUUUUCCCUCUUAGUCUUCUUCCAAUUAGUCUACCAUAAACCACUUUUAUGGCUUUCUGCUUCUACAAUGUGGCCUUUCCAUUUCUCUUAUUUCUUCCAUAAUUAUGUUCAAAUGAUUUGCCAGAGAUGUUCAUUUUUCUUAUGGUCUUGCAACUUAUUUCCAUCCAUGGCCAUUUUUCAAUAACCUCCAAUCUGCUUUUCUUUCUUUCCUCCUCAAUGUCCAUUUCUCUUAAUUGCUUAAAUCAAGUGUGGGCAGUCAUAGGGCUGGAGGGCUUCAUUGACUUCAAACAUUUGCGUCCAGCCAAUUGCAGUAUUUAAUGUCAAUAUUUUUGGUUUAACCAAAUUCUUAAUUUAAAGUUUAUCUUGUUGUGAAUUGAUAUUGACAUUUAAUCAGAUGGUUUACUCUAAAGCCUCAUCUGCUAAUUCGAGCAGAAUUAAAAACAUUAUGACUUAAACUUCUGCUUGAACUUCAAAAAGACACUUACUGCUUCCACAAUUUUAAGUGCCAAGCAGUCUUAGCUCUUUUUUGCUUUUUAUUUAUCUUGCUUGUUAAUAAUUUUUAUUUUUUUUAUUGUGUCUUUUUAUUAGACGGAUGAUAAUUUAACAAGACAGUGAUAUGUAAUUGGCUAACCUGGUGCCAUGUUCGCCUAGAUGUGCAUCAAUAAGUAGCUGUUUUUGAAAAACAAUUUUGAUAAAAAAAAAAGUUUCCAUAAUUGAGAGGUUCAAAUUUUCCUUAGUCAAUUUGGCAGUGGAGUAAAACAUAAGCUUGAAAAAGUAGGCAAAAUCUAACGAUGCAGCAUAAUCCUUAAACCUAAAAGGCAGGGUUCUAAUUUAAAAAGAUGACUAAAACAAAACCCUUCAUCCACUGAACCCCACUAAAUUGUGCACCAAUGGUUUAAGGUUAUACUCCAUAAUUAAUGAGAUUCCUGUGUUCCUUGUUCUUACACUUAGUAGCUGUCUUUUCUUUAUUAAUACUGUACAUAUUUAACUGCUGUAACUCCAGCCUUAACAUAGCCUUUGCACUUUUAAUUGUCUAAAGUGAGCAAACAAAAGUAAUAAAAUUUCUUCACCUGC
Messenger RNA from Polypterus senegalus (gray bichir), 3762 nucleotides. RefSeq names its product prolactin receptor a (gene prlra). The record is from RefSeq and is a predicted model, not a curated record. Bases 532 to 2355 code for a protein of 607 amino acids. Gene Ontology annotation, molecular function: cytokine receptor activity; cytokine binding. Gene Ontology annotation, biological process: cytokine-mediated signaling pathway. The transcript has 11 exons. NCBI's taxonomy places the organism in Eukaryota, Metazoa, Chordata, Cladistia, Polypteriformes, Polypteridae. Gene Ontology annotation, cellular component: membrane; signaling receptor complex; external side of plasma membrane.